This is a messenger RNA of Leptidea sinapis, 2071 nucleotides long. It is a transcript of the gene Zdhhc8, whose product is annotated as palmitoyltransferase ZDHHC8. The record is from RefSeq and is a predicted model, not a curated record. Lineage: Eukaryota; Metazoa; Arthropoda; Insecta; Lepidoptera; Pieridae. The transcript is spliced from 10 exons. Gene Ontology annotation, biological process: protein palmitoylation. Gene Ontology annotation, molecular function: palmitoyltransferase activity. The coding region runs from base 77 to 1684 and encodes 535 amino acids.
AUAGGCGCGGCCAUGUUGGUUUGUAGUAGAUAAAUUUUAUCGAAAUUCAUUUCUAAAAGAAAUAAAUUGACACAAUAUGCCCAAAUGCGACCUUAAAACGAGAUACAUCCCCGCGACUUUCGCAUGGACUUUAUUACUGGGCACGACAUCCCUAUUUUUUUAUUUUCCAUGUCAGUAUUAUCUCCAAAAACAUCCAUGGGUGCCUGCUUAUCAAGGUGUCAUAACAUUUUUUGUUUUGGCCAAUUUUACACUGGCUACUUUCAUGGACCCGGGGGUCAUACCAAAAGCCCCACCUGACGAAGACCGCGAGGAUGAUUUCCGCGCGCCGCUGUACCGCAGCGUGGAGAUCAACGGCAUCACAGUCCGCAUGAAGUGGUGCGUCACAUGCAAGUUCUACCGGCCGCCGCGAUGUUCGCACUGCUCGGUCUGCAACCACUGUAUAGAGACAUUCGACCACCACUGCCCCUGGGUGAACAAUUGUAUAGGUCGACGAAACUAUAGGUUUUUCUUCUUCUUUCUAAUAUCAUUGUCAAUACACAUGCUGAGUAUAUUUGGACUCAGCCUAUAUUAUAUUAUGAAUAUUAACAAGACAUUGACGCAACUCGAGCCCAUUGUAUCAAUGGUAAUAAUGGGUAUAAUAGUGUUGCUCGCCAUCCCAAUAUUCGGGUUGACGGGCUUCCACAUGGUGCUGGUCUCCAGAGGUCGCACCACUAACGAGCAGGUGACGGGCAAGUUCACCGGCGGCUACAACCCAUUCUCAAGAGGUUGUUGGAAUAAUUGCUGUUACACGCAGUUUGGGCCACAGUAUCCUAGCCUUGUCCGACCGUCUAAGUACAUGUACAAGAGCAGUAAAAAGCGUCGGGAAGCUAUGAUGGUGGGUGGUAUAGCCACCAUAGCGGCGAGCGGGACAGGGCCGGGAGCGGGUGGGGCGCAGGUAAAGACUUACACAGCGGACAACGGCGCGGCGCAUCGUCCGCUCGGGGCGCACGCGCAUUACAAUAAGCUGUCGCCGGGUCGCGAUGACCAUGAAGGAGAUAUGGAAGGGCCGGGGGCUUCGCAGUCGACUGAUUGUGAGCCGACGCCUCCGCCACUUCAGCGCCGCGGUUCCUCGGCCAACCUGUUCCCGGAGCCCCACCAUAUGCCACGCCACCACUACCCGAGGCUCAGUCCUCUCUCAAGGAAUACUAGUCACGGUGGCACGAGUACUACAGGGUACCGCGUGGUGAUGGAGCCACUACGAUACGACAACGGCUCGAAUGGCGCCCGGCCCUCGCCCACCAUGCAGCAGCGGAUAAAGGCACUCGGAGUGCCCACGCCAUUGGCUAUCACAAGUCCUGUGCGGAGGUCCAACCCGGGCACGCCCACGCAGCCGCGGAGGCCCGACUUCAUCGGCGGCCGGACGUCGCCGCAGCGCCGCUUCCUGUCUGAGGGGGAGCUGCUGCGGGACGAGGACAUCCGCGAGCUGGCCUCGUCGCCGCAGCGGGGCGGGUACCUGUGGGCGGAGCGACCGCCCGCGCCCUCGCCCGCGCCGGCCCGGCGGCGCCCGCCCGUGCCGCUGCGGCCCGCACGGCCGCUGUCGUUCGUGCGAGCGCUCGAGGUGCAGGAGCAGCUGGAGCGGGCGCCGCAGCUGGAGCCGCCCGAGCGCGCCUCCGUCUACGACUGCAACUACGAGAUAUCCGUCUGAGACAGACACUUGACUCCCUAUUACCCGAAUAGGACUGUUACAGAACGACCCGUCGCCCGCGCCCCGACCGCAUCCAACGCACAACCGGUCAUGCCAUAUUAUAGUGAAGUGUAGGACGAGUGACUCGUGUAUGUAUAUUUGUGUAUGUCCGAGUGUAGAUAUUCCCCGCGUUGUGACGCCGUGAGAUAGUUCGAUAUAGAUGUAAAUUGUAUCUAUUUAUAUUAUUAAUAUUAAGACGUUGAUUUUAUCACAGCUUUGAGACUUGCAGAGAAUGCACUCAGCAUUGGGAGCGGCCGAAACUUCAGAUUAUUAAUGGUUAAAAAGAUAAUCUUUGAUUUGUUUGCAAAUAUACCGGGUUCAAUUAACAAUAAAAUAAGCAUAAACAAA